Molecule: messenger RNA, 2114 nt
Organism: Acipenser ruthenus (sterlet)
Lineage: Eukaryota; Metazoa; Chordata; Actinopteri; Acipenseriformes; Acipenseridae
Product: guanine nucleotide-binding protein G(t) subunit alpha
Exons: 9
Coding region: 27-1079 (350 amino acids)
Biological process (GO): adenylate cyclase-modulating G protein-coupled receptor signaling pathway
Cellular component (GO): heterotrimeric G-protein complex
Molecular function (GO): G protein-coupled receptor binding; GTP binding; GTPase activity
Source: RefSeq, a predicted model, not a curated record
GGGGAAAUAAACCAUAUUUUGCCAGUAUGGGAGCUGGGGCUAGCAGCGAGGAGAAGCAUUCCAGAGAGCUGGAGAAAAAGCUUAAAGCAGAUGCUGAUGCAGAUGCCAGGACCGUCAAGCUGUUGCUGCUUGGUGCUGGUGAAUCUGGGAAAAGCACCAUUGUCAAGCAGAUGAAAAUUAUCCAUCAAGAUGGUUAUUCAAAGGAAGAAUGCUUGGAGUUUAUUGUCAUUAUCUACAGCAACACCUUGCAGUCUAUGAUGGCCAUUGUGAAAGCCAUGACUACCUUAAGCAUUGGGUAUGGAGACCCUGCCAGACAGGACGAUGCUCGUAAGCUGCUGCACUUGGCAGAUACCAUCGAUGAAGGAACCAUGCCUAAGGAGAUGUCUGACAUAAUCUCCCGUCUAUGGAAGGACUCAGGCAUCCAGGCCUGUUUCGAAAGAGCUUCUGAAUACCAGCUCAAUGACUCUGCUGGAUAUUACCUGAAUGAAAUGGACAGGCUGGUGGCCCCGGGCUACCUCCCCACUGAGCAGGACGUCCUGAGAUCAAGAGUAAAGACCACUGGUAUCAUCGAGACCCAAUUCGGUCUGAAAGACCUAAACUUCAGGAUGUUUGAUGUGGGUGGUCAGCGUUCCGAAAGAAAGAAGUGGAUCCAUUGCUUUGAGGGGGUCACCUGUAUCAUUUUCAUUGCUGCCCUCAGCGCUUACGACAUGGUGCUGGUGGAGGAUGAUGAAGUGAACCGCAUGCACGAGAGUCUUCACCUGUUCAACAGUAUUUGCAACCACCGUUACUUCGCUACCACCUCCAUCGUACUCUUCCUCAACAAGAAAGAUGUCUUCACAGAAAAGAUCAAGAAGGCUCAUCUCAGCAUGUGCUUCCCUGAUUAUGAUGGCCCAAACACCUAUGAAGAUGCUGGUAAUUACAUCAAGUUGCAGUUCCUGGAGCUUAACCUGCGACGAGACAUCAAAGAAGUCUAUUCCCACAUGACCUGCGCCACAGACACGGAGAACGUCAAGUUUGUGUUUGACGCCGUCACCGACAUUAUCAUCAAAGAAAACCUGAAAGACUGUGGUCUCUUCUAAAGCUCUGAGCCAGCCAAGAACCACAACGUGAAUGGUAUGCAACACCUCUUCCCCAUCCACUGCAUGAAAUAAGUUCCAAGCAGCCUCAGGUUUUAAGAGAACCCAAAGCAGAAGGAUCUACAGCUAUAAUGAUGAAUCUCAAUCGGAUACACAGGCACCUGGCUGAAAAUGAAAAUAUAUUUUAGUUUGGAAUUCUGGCAUUUACCACUGUAUCGUCUCAGUAUAUACUCCUUGUAAACUCUUGUAGAUGACAGAUGCACUGUACAGUAUGUGGGGUGUGACAGCACAGGUGCAGCAUUAAAAAGAUACAUUUCUCAUUAGUCUGACUAAUGAAUUUACACCGCAGAGAAAGCUCCACAGAGCAUUCAAUAAGUUUAACAAUGCAGCAGACGGCUACAUUUAAAUGUAUAUUGGUGGUAAUUUAGUUUAAAUGUGAAACUGGUAGCCAUUUCAUUUAAAACUGGUUUUAAAAUGUUCAGCUCUACCUGUGCAAGCAGUUGUUUUAAACUAAAGAGAUGAUAUAACAAAAUAUAAAAUGUGUACAAAUUAUAUUGCAUGAUAUUAUGGAGCAAAUGUAGUUUUGAAAAUAUAAAGUGGAGCUGUAUUAGAGGUAAAUGAAUACAAUGUAUAUACUGUGCAGUUAAACUGGCUGAAAAACAGUUAAAUGCAUAUAAGUUAUAUUACUGUACUUAAGGCGGGUUACAGCUUUACCAGUCAAAACUCAUUCUACAGUUAUGAUGACAGUUUUAAAUAGCUUGGAACUAUGUAUAUUGAAAUGGUGUAAAUCUAUUCAUUAACACCAAAUAAAAAGUCCCGCUACCUUUGAUCAUGUCUUUUGUGUUGACAGAUUGAGACAAAUAUAUUUUAUUGAAGACAUGCUUGUUUAUUAUUAUUUUUGGUCCUGUUCACUUUCAGCGAUUGCAGCCACAUAUGUUUUAUUUCGUAAACCUGAUAUGAUGGUAACCUGUACUUGGCACCAAAUGAAAUAAAUCUGAAUAAGAAAAAAAGUGAAUAAAACAUGUUUUGAAAACAGCA